GCAGGGUUGUGGGGAUUUGUGUGACUUUGCAGUUCAACAAAUUCAAAUCCAGCCAAUGCUGGCAGCGCCCGUGGUGUGCCAGGCAACCAGCUAGGAGGCGGAGACACGGGCCCAGCUUUCAGCUGAAUGGUGCCGGCUGUGGGGUUGGUGCGGCUGGCUCGGGGCUGGGUGCCUUUUGGCCUCUCUGGCGUGAAGUCCUCACGAUAACCCUACCCCGCUUGGAGACUAGAUGGAAGAGCACCGAGAGGAAGUGACUUGCCCAAGGUGACCCAGCUACUCAGCGCCAGGGCGGGAUGCGAACAGAGGAGUCCUUCGCCCCCUAUGCCUGUGCCGGGAUGCAAAUGCCGUCCUUGGGGCUGCGGGUCUGGAGUCCUGGCGGCGGCCCUGCAGACGACUCCCCAACCACGUGGGCUAGAAAUCAGGCCACGGUCACUGUGCUAAGGGGCGGGGCGCUCAGUCGCCCCUACUUCUCCCUUCGCGAGGGCCGGGCUCCCGGCCGGUGGGGCUGCGGAGCUCUCAGAGACCCCUGAGCGCCCCGCCCCCGCCUCAGGCCCUCCCGGAGCUCCCCCCCCCCCUUCCCGGUGCUGACUCUCGGCCAGAAGAGGAAAGGCAGUCUCCACCCACCUCUAGCACUCUCCCUUCUCCUUUAUAAAGGCCGGAACAGCUGAAAGGGUGGCAACUUCUCCUCCUGCCGCCGGGAGCAGCCCGCCUGUCUCCCCGCGCGCCCGCAGCCUCCCCCGCUGCCUCCCUGAGGGCUCCCCUCUGGCCGCCAGCGCCCAUCUUUCAUUUCCGAGAUUGCGAUAUUUUGCGCACACACGCAUACACACACGCGCAAAAAGGGGGGAAAAAAAAGGCCCACCCUCCAGCCUCGCUGCAAAGAGAAGCCGGAGCAGCCGCAGCUCACAGCCCGCAGAGGACGCCCAGAGCGGCGAGCGCGCAGACAGACGGACCGACGGACUCGCGCCGCGUCCACCUGUCUGCCGCGCCCGGCACUGCGCGCAGCGGGCACGCCGCGAGCGCGGAGCAGCCGUGCCCGCCGCCCGGGCCCCGCGCCAAGGCGCACACGCUCCGGCCCCCCCCACCCGGCCCGGGCGGGAGUUUGCACCUCUCCCUGCCCGGGUACUCGGGCCGCCGCUGCAAAGCCAACUUUGGAAAAAGUUUUUUGGGGGAGACUUUGGCCUUGAGGUGCCCGGCUCUGCACUUUCCGACUUCGGGGGCCUUUCUAGAAAAUGUUGCAAAAAAGCUAAGCCAGCGGGCAGAGGAAAACGCCUAUAGUCGGCGAGUGAAGACGAACCAUCGGCUGCCGUGUUCUUUUUCCUCUUGGAGGUUGGAGUCCCCUGGGCGCCCCCACACGGCUAGACGCCUCGGCUGGUUCGCGACGCAGACCCCCGGCCGUGGAUGCUCGCUCGGGCUCGGGAUCCGCCCAGGUAGCGGCCGCGGACCCUGGUCCCGCGCCCAGGCCCUCCCCAGCCCCCCAACGACGGAGCCGGGGCCGGGGGCGGCGGCGCCCGGGGGCCAUGCGGGUGAGCCGCGGCGGCGGCUGCAGCGGCCUGAGCGCCUGAUCGCCGCAGACCCGAGCCGAGCCCACCUCCUUCCCCAGCCCCCGCCCCCCACCCUGGCCGCGGGGGCGGCGCGCUCGGUCCACGCGUCCGGGGCCCCGCGGGGCCGGGCCCGGAGUCGGCAUGAAUCGCUGCUGGGCGCUCUUCCUGUCUCUCUGCUGCUACCUGCGUCUGGUCAGCGCCGAGGGGGACCCCAUUCCCGAGGAACUCUACAAGAUGCUGAGUGACCACUCAAUCCGCUCCUUCGAUGACCUCCAGCGCCUGCUACACGGAGACUCCGUAGACGAAGACAGAGCCGAGUUGGACCUGAAUUCGACUCGAUCCCAUUCUGGAGGCGAGCUGGAGAGCUUAUCCCGAGGGAGAAGGAGCCUAGGUGAGGCUGCGGGUUCCCCGACGGUCGCCGAGCCAGCCAUGAUCGCCGAGUGCAAGACACGCACGGAGGUGUUCGAGGUGUCCCGGCGCCUCAUAGACCGCACCAACGCCAACUUCCUGGUGUGGCCGCCCUGCGUGGAGGUGCAGCGCUGCUCCGGCUGCUGUAACAACCGUAACGUGCAAUGCCGCCCCACCCAGGUGCAGCUGCGGCUUGUCCAGGUGAGAAAAAUCGAGAUCGUGCGGAAGAGGCCAGUCUUUAAGAAGGCCACGGUGACCCUGGAGGACCACCUGGCGUGCAAGUGUGAGACAGUGGUGGCUGCACGACCCGUGACCCGAAGCCCGGGGAGCUCCCAAGAGCAGCGAGCCAGGACACCCCAGACUCGGGUGACCAUUCGGACGGUGCGAGUCCGCCGGCCCCCCAAGGGGAAGCACCGGAAGUUCAAGCACACGCAUGACAAGAAGGCACUGAAGGAGACCCUCGGAGCCUAGGGGCAUCUGCAAGAGAGUGCGGGCAGGGUUAUUUAAUAUGGUAUUUGCUGUAUCGCCCCCAUGGGGUCCUUGGAGUGAUAAUAUUGUUCCCCUCGUCCGUCUGUCUCGAUGCCUGAUUCGGACGGCCAAUGGUGCUUCCCCCCACUCCCACGCGCCUGUCCACCCACCAGCGGGUCCCCUCAUUGGCCUCCAGCGCCUUGCCCGGGAGCUCGAGAAGGACACGAAGGACCUGAACUCCAUUGCUGUCUUCCUCCGCUGACCCCGAGAAUCUGGCAUAGAAGUGUAAGAGAGACCCAUGGGAUCGCCGUUCGGGGACCGGAGGAGCUUCCCUUCCCCAGCUCCUGGCCCGGGUCACACCUGAGCGCCGUGGACUGGCCUGAAACCCUGCGCGUGGCCCUGAGGCCCUCUAGGCAUGGAUGGCCUGCCCGGUCCCAGGACCCCUGGCCCGCUCUGAAGGGAGCACCCCCAGGCAGGCCAGGGUGCCUCGCCCUCCUGUGGCUGAGACCACGCGUUGGACCGUAGACUGGAGAGAAAUCCUCCCACGGCGCCCAGGCCCAGUCACUUCUUUCUCCCUGGUCACCUCUGCUUAUAGUGGCUUCCUUUCGUUUUCUAUAUAUGAAAUCUUCGAAGAUGUGGACUCCUCUGGGUGGGCGUGGCCCGAGUACCCGGCAGCCAAGUGCCCCGUCAGAUGGGUUAGAGAUGAAGUUUGCUCUGGAGCCACCAUGGAUGGUGAUCUGGGCACUCACUGCCUCCUUCCACUCCCCUGCCUUCACCUCCUCUGUUUCAUCUCUCUACCUCCACCCUGCGUCUUCCUCUGCUCCACCGAGGGACUCCUUGGACCCCAUGCUGAGACCGUAAAUAACCCCACUCACUGCUCCAUUAGGCCGAAGACCAGGGGUCAGGGCAGCAGGGGGCUGAGCUUCGGAUCCCAGCCCGGCCGAGACUGCCGUGUAGGUUCGUGCAGGGUGUGCACUGUGCAAGGGCACCGCGUGCAGGGGUCGUUGUUCACGCCGUAGAACAUGGCCCGUUGGCGUAUUUGUUAGGACAGUUUUCUGGCAGAUGGAGCUAAAAUGUCUUGAGGAAAGGGAUCCUGUUCCUAAUCGACAUGACGGUUCCAUGUGGACUGGCUGGGUCCCGACCCAGCCAAUGGCUUGGGGUGGCUGGACAGGAGAGUGAGCCCACGUUGGGUGGGGAGGCCACGCGUUGUCCAGCUGGCCUCUAUUUUCCUGAGUCCUCAGCUCAAGCAGUUCCCCUUCCAGGCGGGCGUGAAAAACCCAAGAGAGAAUCUCCAAGGGAGGGGGUAGCCCUCGCUCUCCCCGGGCACGCUACCCCCCAGAGUAGAUUCUUCUGAGAUCCACCCGUGGUGGCUCCUCCCAGGAAACCAGCUCAUGGGCUGGGAGUGGGGGAGAAAAGGGAAAAGAUCCCCAGGGGUCCCUGGGGUGGGGUCUGAGCUCCCACCUCCCUCCCCUCCACCCCACUGCACUUUCCCCCUUACCCCCCCCCCCCUCCAAAAUCUGCUCUCUUCAGUUUGUAAAGUUGGUGAUUAUAUUUUUGGGGGCUUUCCUUUUAUUUUUUAAAUGUAAAUUUAUUUAUAUUCCGUAUUUAAAGUUGUAAAAAAAAAAAAUAACCACAAACAAAACCAAACGAAUGAA
Messenger RNA from Neofelis nebulosa (Clouded leopard), 4072 nucleotides. RefSeq names its product platelet derived growth factor subunit B (gene PDGFB). Gene Ontology annotation, molecular function: growth factor activity; platelet-derived growth factor receptor binding. Lineage: Eukaryota; Metazoa; Chordata; Mammalia; Carnivora; Felidae. The record is from RefSeq and is a predicted model, not a curated record. Gene Ontology annotation, biological process: positive regulation of phosphatidylinositol 3-kinase/protein kinase B signal transduction; positive regulation of MAP kinase activity; positive regulation of ERK1 and ERK2 cascade. The coding region runs from base 1683 to 2420 and encodes 245 amino acids. Gene Ontology annotation, cellular component: membrane. The transcript is spliced from 7 exons.